AUGCCCCCACCUACACGCGCCAGCGGCGCAACAGCCGCCGCGGUCUCCGUUACAACGACACGCCUUUUAAUCACCUACCACCCGCACGACCUGCCGCCCGGCGGCGAUCCGCUCGUAGUGAGUAGCCCAGCGCCUCUUUAUAAGUACACUCGAUACGAGCCAGCGGGGCUCUCCUUCCACGAAGCUGCGAAACGUCUGGCAGGUUUCCACGCGCCAGGGGAGGAAGAUGCGGAGGAAGAGGACGAGGGGAAGGGCGAGAAGGUGAAGGAUUCAGUCGAUUCGUCUGCGUGGGAAAGUUCGCGGAAGAAGAAGAAGGGGAAGGAUGGGAAGGACGCGGAGAAGCAGGAGCAGGAUCACUACGCGCUUCUGGGCAUGGCGCACCUGCGACACCUCGCGACGGAGGACCAGCUCAAGAAGGCGUACCGGGACGCCGCUCUGCGCUUCCACCCGGACAAACAAGCCGCAAUGCUGCUGGAGGAGCAAACCGACGAGGCGAGAGCAGCCAAAAAGGAAGAGAUCGAGACUAAGUUCAAGGCCAUUCAGCUGGCCUACGAGGUCCUCUCAGACCCUGCCAAGCGCCGAGUGUAUGACUCCACAGACGAAUUUGACGAUGACAUUCCGGGUGAUUGCUCUCCGGAGAAUUUCUUUAAGGUUUUCGGGCCCGCUUUCCAGAGGAAUGCCAAGUGGUCGGUGAUCAGUCCGACGGAGGUUCCGGGUUUAGGGGACGAGAACACGCCGAUUGCGGAGGUGGAUAGGUUUUAUGAUUUCUGGUGGGCGUUUAAGAGCUGGAGAGAGUUUCCUAACGAGGAUGAUUAUGACGUGGAGAGUGCUGAGAAUCGGGAGCAUAGGAGCAAGCAAAAAAAACAGCAGCAGCAAGAGCAGAAGGGAGAGGAGUGGGAGACGCCGAUUACAGAAGAGGAACUGGAGAGUCUAGGGCAGGGGUUGGAAUUAGAGAAGCUGCGAGCUCUCUGUGACAAGCUAGAGUCCCUAUCAGCUACUGCUGGUUCUGCUGCUGCUGACGCUGCAGCAGUGAAGCGGCAAACCCUCCGACUGUUCUCCACCGCUCUGAAAGUCAACCGGUGGGACGGGCACAGCCCAGCGUUCGAGUACCAGCAGAUCCCCGUGGUUCUCUCGGAAGCUGCUGCAGCGGCGGCGGCGGCGGCAGCAGCGGAGCGAGAGGCAGAGGCGGAGAGGGAGAGAGAGGCGCGGCGGGCGGCAGGGGGGAGUGGGAAGCCGUGGACUCGAGAGGAGAUAGAGCUGCUGCGAAAGGCCGUGACAAAGUUUCCUAAAGGGACCGGGCAGCGGUGGGAGGUGAUAGGGGCAUAUCUGGGUACGGGGCGGUCGGCAGAGGAGGUGGUGCGGGCGACUAAGACAGUGCUGCUGCAGAAACCAGACGACAGCAAGGCGUUUGACAGCUUCCUGCAGCGUCGCAAGUACCCCAAGGAUAUCGCCUCGCCUCUCUCCACACGUGAAGACCUUGAUGCUGCUGCUGCCGCUUCUACUGCUGGCGCUCCCGCUGCUGCCGCUGGUGCUGCUGCUCCUGCAGUUCCCGCCUCGUCAAAUUCACCUGCCAAAGCAGCAGGAGCAGCAGGAGCAACACCAGCAGCAGCAGGAUCAGCAAAGACAGGAGCGAAACAAGCAGGGGCAACAGCAGCAGCAGCACCGGUAGCAGCAGCAGCGGCGCCAGUGGCGAAUGGAGUGGGGGCGGCAGGCAAAGGAGCGAGUUCCGGGGCAAAGGGCGCACAGGAAGGGGAGUCUGCACGUGCUGCAAAUGGCGUGGCUGCCGGGGCAGGUUCAGCCGGGGCAGGUUCUGCUGGUGCAGGUGCAUCUGCUGGGGCAGAAGGGGCAGUGGAUGUGUGGGGCGAGGCACAAGAGGUGGCGCUGGUGAAGGCACUUAAAGCCUUCCCCAAGGACACUGAUAAGAGGUGGGACCGCAUAGCAGCAGCCGUGCCCGGCAAGAGCAAGGCGCAGUGCUUCAAGAAGUUCAGCGAGCUCCGGCAAAACUUCCGGACCAAGAAGAGUGGCGCGGCGGAGUAG
This is a messenger RNA of Closterium sp. Yama58-4, 2037 nucleotides long. The record is from the annotation of a GenBank genome assembly. NCBI's taxonomy places the organism in Eukaryota, Viridiplantae, Streptophyta, Zygnematophyceae, Desmidiales, Closteriaceae.